Messenger RNA from Opisthorchis viverrini, 681 nucleotides. RefSeq lists its product as hypothetical. NCBI's taxonomy places the organism in Eukaryota, Metazoa, Platyhelminthes, Trematoda, Opisthorchiida, Opisthorchiidae. The annotation marks the transcript as partial. The record is from RefSeq and is a predicted model, not a curated record. The transcript has 4 exons.
UCCCCAAACUUUGGCCUGGAUGUUCACAUUGAACUAGUUAACGUGCGUCUACUACCGGAAUACGAAGACGUGGCGUACAAACACAGCGACAAUGGAAUCGUGCUGGACACAUCAAGGCGAUCGAACAUGCAUCACUGGCGAGCACCGUUGCAGGAAGUCCUGAAUAACUGGUGUCGACAUCCACUUCCUAUCCAAUAUUAUCUAACGAUGCAUCCCUAUCUGGAUCGACAUACUACGGCUAGGAGACAAACAUGUAUCAGUCCUAUGGCUACCGCCUACAAUCACAUCAAACCACCCUUGUGUCCUCCCAACGUACCGCACAAAAGCACGUAUUUCCAUCGCUCCAUCAACGGGCAGUGUACGCAAAAUCGGAAAAUGUGUGAUCAUGAGUGUCAAACUUGGAAUCAGUCUGUCGUUUCUCUGUCUCUCAGUUUCUCAUCUUCACUUGGGACGUCUGACCAGUCGAAGACAGUGAACUUUUCACAGACACACAGCGCCGCCACAAAGCGUAACAACACACCUCUGUCACCUCGAACAAAUCCUCAGAUAUUGGAAACUGUGAAGCGUGAGACACGAAGAGAAGGCCUUCACAGGGCAGAAUGCGCGUGUCGUUUUCCGGAAGACCAGGGAAAUAGGCGCUUGUUUACACAGCCCCGAUGUUUUAUCAACGUGAUUAAUUGA